GGUCUAACAAAAUUUGAUUUGAAUCUAUUUCUAAAAUAUACUAAUCAAUUAGGGUCAGAUUGGUUCUCUUGUUUUCUUAGAUCAGAGCUAAGCUUGAGUUGAAGGACCGUUAGCCCAGAGGCGGUUUGAAAGGUCCCCACCCUAACUUCCCUUUUCUCGAUAAAGGAAAGAAAUCGCAAAAGAAACUUUUGCUCGUCAGUGCUCUGCUCUUAUAUUAGAAAGAGGAUGGAGCUGCUAAUAGUGCUUUCCCUCACCAACUCGUCUCUGUCUUUCCUUUCCCUUAUCUUCUUCUCCACAAUUUGCUGCUCAUCCACUGCAUGAAAAGCUAUGCAGAUGGAAAGCUCGUCAGCUUCUUCGCGUGUCGAGUCUUUUCCAAUCGGGCUUAGAGUUCUUGUUGUCGACGACGACCUAACAUGGCUGAAAAUUCUCGAAAAGAUGCUCCGGAAAUGCUCUUAUGAUGUUACUACGUGCUGCAAAGCAAGAGCUGCUCUUGAUCUUCUACGUGAAAGGAAAGAUAGAUUUGACAUUGUAAUCAGUGAUGUUAAUAUGCCCGACAUGGAUGGUUUCAAGCUUCUUGAGCACGUUGGACUUGAGAUGGAUUUACCAGUUAUAAUGAUGUCGGUAGAUGGUGAAACAAGUAGGGUUAUGAAAGGUGUUCAACAUGGUGCCUGUGAUUACCUUCUUAAGCCCAUCAGAAUGAAAGAGUUAAGGAACAUAUGGCAACAUGUUUAUAGAAAGAGAGUACAUGAGGUGAAAGAUAUGGAGUUUCAUGAUAUCAAUGAUGAUAUUCAUAUCCUAAGAAGUGGGUUUGAAAAUUUUGAUGACAGACUAUUUAUGAGUACAUCCGAGAUGAUCUCUUUAAGGAAACGAAAAGAUGUGGACACAAGAGAUUUUAGUGAUCAAGAUCUUUAUGAUUCUGCAACGGUGAAGAAAGCCAGAGUGGUUUGGUCUGUUGAGCUUCAUCAAAAAUUUGUAAAUGCUGUGGAUCAGAUUGGUUUUGAUAAAGUUGGUCCAAAAAAAAUACUUGAUUUGAUGAAUGUGCCUGGGUUAACAAGAGAAAACAUUGCCAGCCACUUACAGAAAUAUCGCAUGUACUUAUGUAGACUACAGAAGCAGAAUGAAGCUAGAGAUUUUACUGGCAAUAAGCAGCCUGAUCACUCUCCAGAGGAUCAUUCAGUGAGCCUUGGCAUUCAGAACCCUAGAAGUUCCCAUCACAAUGGUGGAGGGCACAAAUCUCAAAAUAUCCAAGGGCUGGAAAUGAUAGAUGAUUUUCAAGAAAGUGAAUUAAACAAACCAGACUUCCUUCCAGUAAAGGAUAAGAAAGAAGAUCUUCAUUCCCAAAAGGCAAAUAAUUCUCCUCUGCCAGGUCCACCGCUGCAAAAAGGAUGGCAUGAAAGCGUUCUACUAAGACAAUUCAUGCAAUAUCCAAAGCAUGAUCAUGAGCCAUUUAGCUUGUUGGAAGACCACUCACACCCUACACAAACCGAAGAACCUCUUGUCUCAAUUAUUAGCAAUGAGAAAGAAGGAACCGAAUUCGAUAUCAAACCUUCGGUAGUAAAUCGUAAAGACUGCCACAUGAAAAUCAUAUCAACAUAUGAAGAUGACUCGGUUUCAACUCAGGUGGAGCAUGUUAAUUCCAAAGUGUUUGGAGCAGCAUAUGAACAUAACAAAUUAGUGGGUUCAAAGGAGCAGCAAUAUGAGCAAUCUAGAGUUCAUGAUUUGAUUCCUCCUUCAAUAUAUCUUAAUACAAAGAAUGAAAUAGAUUUGAUUGCAUUACCUGAAGACUUGAACCUGCCUUACCUUCAGGGAAUUGGUUGUGUUGAGAAUGUUGGCUUCAAUGGCAUGGAGUUACACCAGUAUAAUAGUUGUGCAUCACUUACAGAGCUACAGAAUAAUUCGUAUGAUGAAAUUGAACUCAACUGUGAGUAUUGGUAUGAUCCUUUGGAAUACCCUUUUCUAGAUGAGUGCCUUUUUGCAUAAUAAUUGAGUGUUUUAUUCAUAAAGAAGGUUCAUGUUUGAGAAAUUUAUGUAUGGGACACUUUUUUGGGAACUAAUAUCUUUCACUCUGCCUCAAAUUUCAUGGACUAAUGUCUCUAACUUUUCUGUUUGUUUUCGGUAUUAUAUUGACUAUGUAUGUAGAAAAGUGUCAUGAACGUAUAAAAUAUUCCUCUCGAAAAUUAUUUUAAUGGUUA
This is a messenger RNA of Dendrobium catenatum, 2192 nucleotides long. RefSeq names its product two-component response regulator ORR26. NCBI's taxonomy places the organism in Eukaryota, Viridiplantae, Streptophyta, Magnoliopsida, Asparagales, Orchidaceae. Gene Ontology annotation, biological process: cytokinin-activated signaling pathway; phosphorelay signal transduction system. The record is from RefSeq and is a predicted model, not a curated record. Gene Ontology annotation, molecular function: DNA binding. The transcript has 5 exons. Bases 328 to 1980 code for a protein of 550 amino acids.